GUGUUGUCGGUCGGUUGUUGUCCUGAUCAAGAUGGCUGCUGUUGUCUCGGGAGGAGAAUGAGCUCGGGCUGUCAUCUGAACGCAGGCCGUGAAAACGAAGACAAAUCCGCCGACAAACCGGCACCAACAACGCGGCUUCAUCCGAACCGCUUAAACCGGAUCUGAUUCUCUUCCGAAGCAGGGGGCGUAGUGACAGGCAGCAGACAUGGACACCACCACGUCCAUCAAAAUGACCACUCUGGCCAUCCAGAACCUGUUCAGCUACGUGGAGGAGGAGAACCUGGCUGCCCUCAAAGCUCACCUGGACCGCUUCAAGGAGGUGGAUGGACGCAGCGACAACGGGCAGACUCCUCUCAUGCUGGCGGCAGAGCAGGGCAGUCUAGAGAUUGUCCAGGAGCUCAUCAGAAGAGGAGCCAACGUCAACCUGGAUGACGUGGACUGCUGGUCGGCUCUGAUCAGUGCAGCCAAAGAAGGUCACGUGGAGGUGGUGAAGGAGCUGCUUGAGAACAGCGCCUACAUUGAGCACAGAGACAUGGGUGGCUGGACAGCUCUGAUGUGGGCAGCUUACAAAGGUCGAGAGGAGGUCACCAAGCUGCUGCUGGAGCACGGAGCGAACCCCAACACUACAGGACAGCAGUACAGCGUGUAUCCGAUCAUCUGGGCUGCAGGACGAGGACACGCUGACAUCGUCAAACUGCUGCUACAAAAUGGAGCUAAAGUCAACUGUUCAGACAAGUAUGGGACCACGCCUCUGAUCUGGGCGUCCAGGAAAGGACACUUUGACUGUGUGAUGCACCUGCUGGAGAACGGAGCUGACGUCGACCAGGAGGGGGCGAACUCAAUGACGGCUCUGAUCGUGGCGGUGAAGGGCGGCUACACCGACGUGGUGAAGGAGCUGCUGAAGAGAAACCCCAACGUCAACAUGACCGACAAAGACGGAAACACGGCGCUGAUGAUCGCCGCCAAGGAGGGCUACACCGAGAUCGUCCAGGACCUGCUGGACGCAGGGACGUACGUCAACAUACCGGACCGGAGCGGCGACACGGUGCUGAUCGGAGCGGUGAGGGGGGGGCACGUGGAGAUCGUCAGAGCUCUGCUGCACAAAUACGCUGACAUCGACAUCAGAGGACAGGAGAAUAAAACUGCUCUGUACUGGGCUGUGGAGAAAGGAAACGCCACCAUGGUGAGAGACAUCCUGCAGUGUAACCCCGACACCGAGACCUGCACCAAGGAUGGAGAGACUCCUCUGAUCAAAGCCACCAAGAUGAGGAACAUCGACAUCGUGGAGCUGCUGCUGGAUAAAGGAGCCAAAGUUUCGGCUGUGGACAAGAAAGGAGACACGCCCCUCCACAUUGCUAUCCGUGGGCGGAGUCGCCGCCUAGCUGAGCUCCUCCUCAGAAACCCCAAAGAUGGCCGUCUGCUCUACCGACCCAACAAGGCCGGAGAGACGCCGUACAACAUCGACUGCAGCCACCAGAAGAGCAUCCUCACUCAGAUCUUUGGAGCUCGUCACCUGUCCCCCACAGAGUCAGACGGAGACAUGUUGGGUUAUGACCUGUACAGCUCUGCACUGGCUGACAUCCUGAGUGAGCCCACCAUGCAGCCUCCCAUCUGUGUGGGUCUGUACGCCCAGUGGGGCAGCGGCAAGUCCUUCCUGCUCAAGAAGCUGGAGGAUGAGAUGAAGACUUUUGCCGGUCAGCAGAUCGAGCCGCUGUUUCAGUUCUCAUGGCUCGUCGUUUUUCUGUCUCUGCUGCUCUGCGGCUCCGUCGCUGUUGUCCUCGGCUUCACUGUUGACCCAAAACUCGCCAUGGCCGUCUCCCUCAGCCUGCUGGCUCUGCUCUACCUCUUCUUCGUGGUGGUGUACUUUGGCGGGCGCCGGGAAGGGGAGAGCUGGAACUGGGCGUGGCUGCUCAGCACCCGUCUGGCCCGUCACAUCGGGUAUCUGGAGCUGCUGCUGAAGCUGAUGUUUGUGAACCCUCCAGAGCUGCCGGAGCAGAGCACCCGAGCUCUGCCUGUCAGGUUCCUGUUCACAGACUACAACCGUUUGUCGAGUGUCGGUGGGGAAACGUCGAUGGCUGAGAUGAUCGCCACGCUGUCCGACGCCUGCGAAAGAGAGUUUGGGUUCCUCGCUACGCGUCUGUUCAGAGUGUUUAAAACUGAGGAGACGCAGGGAAAGAGGAAGUGGAAGAAGACGUGCUGCGUCCCGUCCUUCAUCAUCUUCGUCCUCGUGCUGUCCUGCCUGCUCACUGGCAUGGCGCUGCUGGCCGUCUUUAAGGUGGACAGCGAGAACCAGACGGUUAAUGCCGUUCUGAUCGCCAUCGGCAGCGUGGUGGGUUUGGCUCUGCUGCUGAACUGCAGGACGUGGUGGCAAGUGACCGACUCGGUGCUGAACUCUCAGAGGAAGAGGCUCCACGGCGCCGCCAACAGGAUGCACAAGCUGAAGAGCGAGGGCUUCAUGAAGGUGCUGAAGAACGAGGUGGAGCUGAUGGCGAGGAUGGCGAAGACCAUUGACAGCUUCACGCAGCAUCAGACUAGGCUGGCGGUCGUCAUCGAUGGACUGGAUUCGUGUGAACAGGACAAAGUGCUGCAGAUGCUCGACACGGUGCGCGUGUUGUUCUCCAAAGGGCCUUUCAUCUCCAUCUUUGCCAGCGACCCUCACAUCAUCAUCAAAGCCAUCAACCAGAACCUGAACAGCGUCCUCAGAGACUCCAACAUCAACGGACACGACUACAUGAGGAACAUCGUCCACCUGCCCGUCUUCCUCAACAGCAGAGGACUGUCCAGCGCCAGGAAGAUGUGUGCUGCUGCUCCGGCUAACGGGGACGCCGCCAACGCUGACGGCUGGCACGAGGAGCUGGACAGGAAGCUGUCGCAGCACAGUCUGGGAGAACUAACCAAGUUUGGCAGCAAGACCACACUCAACCGCAGGGACACGUACCGGCGGCGUCAGGUGCAGCGCUCGGUGACUCGUCAGAUGUCGUUCGACCUGACGAAGCUGAUGGUGACGGAGGACUGGUUCAGUGACAUCAGCCCACAGACGAUGAGACGGCUGCUCAACAUCGUCUCCGUCACAGGUCGCCUGCUGCGAGCCAACCAGAUCAGCUUCAACUGGGACCGCCUGGCAUCCUGGAUCAACCUGACAGAGCAGUGGCCCUACAGGACAUCCUGGCUCAUCCUGUACCUGGAGGAGACCGAUGGAGUCCCGGACCAGGCUACCCUCAAGACCAUCUACGAGAGGGUGUCAAAGAACAUUCCGACCACCAAAGACGUGGAGCCUCUGCUGGAGAUUGACGGAGAUGUUCGCAGCUUUGAGGUCUUUCUGUCUUCACGAACACCCGUCCUGACAGCCAGAGACAUCCGGACUUUCCUGCCCUGCACCGUCAACCUGGACCCCAAACUGAGGGAGAUCAUAGCAGAUGUUCGUGCUGCCCGGGAGCAGAUGAACAUGGGCGGGGUCACGUAUCCGCCCCUCCCCCUGCAGGAGGCUCAGCCACGCCCCACCUCGGUGUACUCUCAGGUGUCAUCGGCAUGCUCGCCCUCCGCCUCUUUCAGCGGGCCCUUCAGCCAGCCAGCAGGGGGCGUGGUGUCCCCGCAGCCUCACAGCAGCUUCUACAGCGGUAUGGCCGGACCGCAGCACCCCUUCUACAACAGGCCAUAUUUCCCCCACCACCUUUACCAGCUGCCACGCCCAUUCACGGCCUCCUACCUACCACACCUUCACCCACGCCCACCACCUAAACCCGCCUUCAGCCGGGACGUCUCAGCAGCUUCUGGUUCGGCCUCUGUGGUGUCAGGCGCGCCGGCCGUCCUCCUCAGCUCCAUGACGACGGAAGCUGUCUGUGAGCGAGUGCGACAGAUCGAAGGCAUCGACCAGGGCAUGAUGGGACAGUACAGCGCCACCAUCAGGAAGGCCAACGUCAACGGCAGAGUUUUGUCUCAGUGUAACAUUGACGAGCUGAAGAAGGAGAUGAACAUGAACUUCGGAGACUGGCAGCUCUUCAGAGCCAUGGUCCUGGACAUGCGUAACAUAGAGAGUCAGGUGCUGCACGAGGAGGCUGCCAGUGAGCAAGGCAGCAUCGUGGGAGGUCACAGCGAGGCGGGAAGGCGAGCGGUGGCUCCGCCCCGCGCUGGUGUUGCCAACCCGGACGCAUCACCGAUGUACAGCUUUAACCUGAGCUUCGAAGAGCUGAGCAAUGUGGGACUGGACGAUCCAGCGAGACACGGAAACAUGCAGUGGAUGGGUGGCGCUCACCGGACUGCCAGCAUGACCAGCCUGAACUCCCAGGAGUCCUCCAACGACAUUGGCAAGCUGACAGACAAGCAGCAGGCUGAGUACCGCAACGCCUACCAGGAGUACAUUGCCCAGAUGGCUCAGCUGGAAAUGGGCGGCAGUGGCGGUGAAAGGCCUGUCCAACCACUGCCAGGACAGUUCAUGACAUCGUCAUCAGAGGACAAGAGCAAAGAGGAGGACGGACGUAAAUCCUUCAAUAAGAGGAGCAGCGGAAAACCGGCGGUAGACAACACUGACUUUGCCUCCAAUGGGGAUGCACUAGACCCCAUCACAGAGGAGGAUGAGAAGGGCGACCAUGGAUCCUCCAAGUCCCUGCUGACCCGCAAGACCUCAGCUGAAAGAGGCGGGCUGUUCCAGGGCGCCUCUGACCUGAAGCUGAAAGCCGGCAGUGGGCUGCGCUACCAGAAGCUGACCAGUGAUGAUGAUGAGUCUGAGGAGUCCGAUAACGCUCCCCUGCUGAAAGAUGGAAAGAAGGUCGACCCUAAACUUCCGGGUGGCUCGCUGGCACUGAAGGGGAAAGACUACCUGUCAGAUGCCAUGUUGGACAAGAAGGACUCGUCUGACUCGGGCGUGCGCUCCAAUGAAAGCUCGCCCAACCACUCGCUGCAGGACGAGGAGGCAGACCUUUCGCAGCUGGAGAGGUCCAACCUGAUUGAGCUGGAUGAGGAAAGCCUGGCCCGGAAGCGAGGCCUUCCCAGCAGCCUAAGUGGCCUGCAGGACCCUGCUGUUGCCCGCAUGUCCAUCUGCUCCGAGGACCAGUGCAGCCUACUGGCCAGCAGCCCAGAGGAGAGUUGGCCCUCAUCCAAGAGCUACAACCUGAAUCGCACACCAAGCAAUGUGACCCUCAACAACAACACCAACACCCAGCAGGGCAGUCGCCUCCACCAGCCUGCAGAGGGUUCCACCUCCUCCUCCAACCCCACCUCCACCUCCUCUUCCAGCGAUGUCAUCAUCUCGCCGAGCUCCGGGACCACUGGCACCUCCAGCAGCAGCAGCACCACCAGGCCAGGCCCAAACAACGAGAACGUCCGAGUGGUUCACCUGAAGAGGGGGCUGAAACCCGGAGACCCACCAGAGAUCUGCACCGUGUCCUCCGACACCGUCACCUUCGGCGAGGAGCGGGAGAGCAUCCUGUAACCUCGUGGUGACCUGUGAAGAGGAGGAGAGCACUGAGGGUCCAACCAGGAGUCGCUUUUCAGCCUUCUGAACCAAUCAGAACUUGUUUUGUCUGCCUGAGUCCUUUUCAACAUUUUAAAGGUUGAAAAACAAAACGUCAGCCAUCAUUUGGAUAAAACUAAAUUAUUUUAGACCUGAAAAUGUUAACAGCUCGGAGUCGCAGUCGGUAACGUGAAAUUUAACAGGUUGUGGGAGGUGAAGAGCGGCUGCUGGCGGACUUGUCGUGUUAGCUUGUAGUUCAGUGCUCGUUUGCAUGUUCACAGCCGUAGUCAGCACGUGAAGUUCAGUAGUUUGUAGAAACUUUAUUUGAACGAGAAGCUCCUGUCUCAUGUUGUGAUUUGACUCAUUGCCUCCAAGGACAGCUGAACAUCACAAAUCAUUUGUUUUCAGUAUCAAAUAAACACCAACCUGACUUGUGCACAGCAUCAAACGCACAAUCUAAAGAGACGUCUCCAAGAGCGAAGGGCAUCGUCAUCGAUUUUGUUCCCUGCAGAUAAUCACACAUUCUUACUGUUUACUCUGAAGGCCAGUUUAUGGAGAAUAUCUGUCGUUUAGGAACAACAACAAUUUAUGUUCAACACUUGAACUUGACUUGAAUUGUCAGCUAUGAAGCGAAACCUGUUUGGGCGGCCCCUUACGGUUCAUGCAGGUUUCCUCCUGCAUCUCUCAGAUUUCCCCAGAGGUUUCUAUAAAACAUCAACAGAAGGGAUAGAAGGUUAAAGAACGAGCUGGACAACAGAGGAGGAACUGAGCAGGGAGGUGCAGGAUUCUGCACCCUGUCCUUCUGGGCUAAAAUCAGUUCUUAAAUCCUAAAUCCUUUGGGACAAAGUCGAGGCGUGAAUGAGUGAAAAGGAAAACGUGAGUUGACUGCAUGUUGCUGCUCUGGAGGCUAUGAUGAGCUGCUGCACUUUUUCACACGCUGAACUCGUAGAUUGUGGAGGCAAAAGACCUUCUGUUUGACUCUGAAAAACAAAAAUAGUAACAACUUUGUUAUUAAUCUCAUUCCUGCAGCUGCUUCUGCAAAAGAAAAACACCAACAUUUUAGACUGACUUUGGAAAACAAAAGCUGAUAAAUUAAGAAGGAAAUGAGUUCAGUGUGUCAGAACGUUCUGUCAGUGACCAGUAUUAACUCGUGUCAGUUUACAGUGUUUGCAUGGAUGUGUAGUCGUUCAGUGGUCGUGUUUCAUCGUCCAAUCAGAGCCGAGUGCUGCUCGGACAAAACGAGGCAUUCAAAGACGUCGUCGUGAACUGUAAUCAGUGCUUCUCGGUUCCCUCUUGUUUGACAGAUCAGAUGUUCAACUGAUUAAUGGAGAAAUUAAAUUAUAAUAAAUGAAAUGUUUGUACCGCAGACAGGAAAGAACUGACGUGUGAAGUUUUGAACGAAGUCCAUAUCGGAACAGUUCGGCUGAAGGAGAAGUUUUGAAGUGGAGUCAGACCGUAAAGCAGCACAUCAACUGAUGGUUUCAGUGUUUUCCUGUCGUCUGCAUGUUGAUGUUUCCUCAGUGUGUCGUCGUUUCAGUGCUCUCCAGACCCCAAUGGCUUUAAAUCUGUUGUGGUGAACUAAAAUAAAAUAAAAUCCGCAUGUUGAACUUGA
Scatophagus argus is the source of this 7061-nucleotide messenger RNA. RefSeq names its product kinase D-interacting substrate 220b (gene kidins220b). Gene Ontology annotation, molecular function: protein binding. The coding region runs from base 206 to 5428 and encodes 1740 amino acids. The record is from RefSeq and is a predicted model, not a curated record. Lineage: Eukaryota; Metazoa; Chordata; Actinopteri; Scatophagidae. The transcript is spliced from 29 exons.